Phascolarctos cinereus (koala) is the source of this 2984-nucleotide messenger RNA. RefSeq names its product nei like DNA glycosylase 3 (gene NEIL3). Gene Ontology annotation, molecular function: DNA N-glycosylase activity; DNA-(apurinic or apyrimidinic site) endonuclease activity; zinc ion binding. The record is from RefSeq and is a predicted model, not a curated record. Gene Ontology annotation, cellular component: nucleus. NCBI's taxonomy places the organism in Eukaryota, Metazoa, Chordata, Mammalia, Diprotodontia, Phascolarctidae. Gene Ontology annotation, biological process: base-excision repair.
CUGAGUCCAUCAGCUCUUUAUCAGGAGGUAAGUGGCUUAUUUUGUCAUCAGUCUUCCAGAAUUAUGUUUGGUCAUUGUGUUGAUGAGAGUUCCUAAGUCUUGUCAAAAUUAUUUGUCUUUACAGGAUUGAUGUUCUCUUAUAAUUUGUUCUCCUGGUUCAAAAACAGCAUAUUUUCAUUCUGUUCUUGUUGUAGUUGUCCCUUCCUUGAAAUGAUCCUUCAUUGCCUUUACAAUUCUAUUUCUCCAACUAAUUUUUUUUUUCCAUAUGUGAGAAAAAAUGUGACUUGCACUGGAGCUGAGAUAUUUAUCUAUGGAAAAGCCUUACUCUGCAAUGAGAAAGUCUGUCUUCUCCGUGUUCAACCAUGCAUAGGCAGGAUAAAUGAUUGCUCCAAUGAACAGUAAUAAAGAUUCCUCUUGGAAUUUCCCAGGACUGCUUAAUGGAUGUGUUUACAGUGGUGUAGAAACUUUGGGGAAGGAGCUUUUUAUGUACUUUGGACUAAAAGCUUUAAGAAUUCACUUUGGAAUGAAUGGUGCUGUCCUGAUUAAUCCACUCAAGAGCAAAGAUCACACUAGAGCAUCCCCGGUUUUUGAACUACAGCUCACUAAAGAUUUGAUUUGUUUCUAUGACUCAAGUGUAGAAUUCAGGAGUUCUCUGGAAAGUAAACAGAGGAUAAAAAUGAUGGAAGAUUUAGAUGUCUGCUCACCCAAAUUUAACAUCUCAAGGGCAGAAAGUGAAGUGAAAAAGCAGAAGGACCGGAUGUUGUGUGAUGUGUUAUUAGACCAGAAUAUGUUACCUGGUGUUGGAAACAUCAUCAAAAAUGAAGCCCUCUUUGAUAGUGGACUCCACCCAGCAGUUAAAGUUUCUCAGCUAAAAGAUGAACAGAUACGUCACCUUGUGAAAAUGAUACGUGACUUUACAAUCCUCUUUUAUAGGUGCCGCAAAACAGGCUCAGCUCUUUAUAAACACUAUAAGGUGUAUAAACGUUCUGACUGUGGUCAGUGUAGAAGCAAGAUAACUGUAUGUCGCUUGGGGGAGAAUAACAGAAUGACAUAUUUCUGCCCUCGUUGUCAAAAGGAAAAUCCUCAGUCCAUUGAUGUAAGCAAGCUGCCCACAAGAAACAGUCUAAUUGGCUGGGCCUAUAGCAGGGGGCUGUAUCCUAAUGAACAUGUUGCUCAGAAAGCUGAGGAGGAAUGGACGUGUGCUGUCUGCACCCUAAUAAACAAGCCUUCUGCUAAGGGCUGUGAUGCUUGCUUGACUUCAAGGCCCAAUGAUGCAAAAGCAGAGGAGGAUGCCAAUAAUUCUGUCAGCUGUGACAACAGUUUGAUGAAGUAUCCUUGUAAUAGUUUUGUCAAACGCCAUCCAGAAGUGAAGAUCAACCGGAAAACUGCAUUUGGAAUGACAACUCUGGUUUUGACAGACCUAGGCAAUAAAUCCAGUUCUGCGGAACAUAUCAGAAACCAAAACAUGAAGUCCAGUGGAGAUUUUCAAAACUCUCCUGUUGGUGACAUUUGUUUUAGUGAUGCACAGCACCCCUCCAAGGAGAAAGGCAAAUAUAUGGCUCUACCAUCGGACAAAGUCAAUGGAUCACCCGUAUUUGACUCUCAAUCUAGUUUAAGUCCUGCACACAAAAAAUUAAAGACUAAUCACUCACUUCCAGAGCUCAAAAGUUGCAACCCUGGCUUCUCAAACAUGUGUAAUGCUUCCAACAAUGGCCCUACUUCUUUCAGUGAACUUCAAGUUAACAUGACAGAUAAUACUUGUACCAAAAACAUUAACAGUCCUCGCUGUAAUAAACAUAACCGCGUCUGCAUUCUUCGAGUUGUGAGGAAGGAUGGGGAAAGCAAGGGAAGGCAGUUUUAUGCUUGUCCUUUACCUAGAGGAAGCCAGUGUGGAUUUUUUGAAUGGGCUGAUUUAUCUUUUCCAUUCUGCAACCAUGGAAAACGCUCGAUCAUGAGGACUGUGUUGAAACUUGGUCCUAAUAAUGGAAGAAACUUUUUUGUGUGUCCCCUCAGGAAGGAUAAACAGUGUGAUUUCUUUCAGUGGGCCCAAAAUGGACCAGGAAUAGAGAUUAUCCCAGGAUGCUAAUUAUUUUUAACUUGUAUAGCAUAUCUGGUUCUCAGUCUCUUAAGAUGGUAAAUACGAUGUUAGUUCCUUUUUAUUUAAUUUUGGGAUUAAAUAAUAGCCAUAGUUCACUGGGAGUAUCACCAUGAUGCUUGAAGAUUAUUGUUAUUCUGAAGCUUUUAAUAGAUUUCUUCCAGUCUCUUCCAUAUAUAUCUAUAUGUAAUCUUCCACUUACUCCUGCUCUGUAUUACUUUUUCCUCAUGAGGACAUUAUGUUUUGUCAAAUAUAUUAAUACCUCCUGUGUAAUGAAUGUAUUUCAUGACAAAAAUAAAGCACUUUUAGCAUAAUAGUAAUUACUUGUAAUGUGUUCAGGGAAGCCUGGACUAUGACUGGAGAGGGGAUACUUAACCAAUACCUUUUUCAGCUAUAUCUGGUAUCUGUUCUUCACCAAAGGGACAAAGCAGAGAGUGAUGAUGAAGCAGACAAUAACAAGAGAUGAAUUUGUAUUCCAGCUGUGCCACUAAUUAUUGGUAUGAUUUUUGGGCAAGUCAUCUCACCUCUAUAAGCAUCAGUUUCCCCGUUUAUAAAAUGGACUUGGACUAGAUGAGUGACCUCUUGAAGACGGACAUGAUUCCCUACCCUCACUGCAAUAUCCAUGCACAAGGCAUGUCUCAAACACCACCACAAUUCCUGUCUCACAUUUUUGCCUCUCUCCCACUCUACCUCUAUCUUUUCCCCAUUCCCCCUCCUCAAGCUCUGUGCAAGUUCCCACCCUCUUCCUAGUACUUAGAGUUGUCACUCAGGCUCUAUUGGGAAAAUUUACCCAUCCCAACCCUAGCAUGCUCCAAACUUCCCACCAGAUCCCUUCACUGGGAUACCCUACAGCCAACUCAGUACUAAGAAAUAAAUACCUCAGUUUCCA